Poeciliopsis prolifica (blackstripe livebearer) is the source of this 957-nucleotide messenger RNA. RefSeq names its product protein NLRC3-like. The coding region runs from base 69 to 953 and encodes 294 amino acids. The transcript has 2 exons. NCBI's taxonomy places the organism in Eukaryota, Metazoa, Chordata, Actinopteri, Cyprinodontiformes, Poeciliidae. The record is from RefSeq and is a predicted model, not a curated record.
GGAGAUGAAAAGAGAUUCCUAAGAAGGUGAAUAAACAGGAAAGUGACCCAAAACUCUCUGAGAUAGUGAUGUUUGAAAGUGGGAAAAAGAACCUAAUCACGCCCAAGAAUUUAUUUACCAACAAUAAAUCUCUGAUUUCCAAAUUUACUGAUAUGUCCAAAAAUGUGCGAACUGUUCUGAUGGAAGGAGUUCCUGGUGUUGGUAAAACUUUUCAAACAAAAAUGUUCAUGAAGGACUGGGAAAACAAAAAAUCCAACAAACACAUAAAGGCUUUAGUGUCCCUUGAAUUUGCUGAGUUGAAUACAAAGAAGGAUGAAGUAAAAAGCAUGAAAUCUCUGCUGAAUGAUUUCUUCAACCAAAGAAACGUUAGUGUUUCUAAAGAUGACAAGAAAAAGAUAUGUUUCAUUCUUGAUGGUCUGGAAAAUUGCAAACUUCCUCUUGACUUUGAAAACAACAAAAAAGUUAAAGACUUGAAGAAAGAAGCAUCAAUGGAUGAGCUGCUAACGAAUCUGAUCAAAGGAAAUCUGCUUCCUGAAGCUCAUAUUUGGAUAAUUUCUCAACCAAAAGGAGUUGAUAAGAUUCCUUCUAAACAUAUCAACAAAACUGUUCAAUGUCAAGGAGAGGCCAAGGAAGAAAAAUACCUGAAGGAAGUCAUUCUUGAGAAGGUGGGUCAACAGGAAAGUGACCCAAAACUCUCUGAGAUAGUGAUGUUUGAAAGUGGGAAAAAGAACCUAAUCACGCCCAAAGAUUUAUUUACCAACAAUAAAUCUCUGUUUUUCAUACUUCAUGGUAUGUCCAAAAAUGUGCGAACUGUUCUGAUGGAAGGAGUCCCUGGCGUUGGUAAAACCUUCCAAACAAAAAUGUUCAUGAAGGACUGGGCAGAAGAAAACUCCAAUAAACACAUAAAGGCUUUAGUGACCCUUGAUUUCGCUGAGUUGAAUACAAAAGGAUGAAAAA